UCUUCAUUCGGUGUCAUUUAAUAUGUUAAAACCAAAAAUCUCUUAUUUUUCCUGAGUUUAAUCCAGAGGAAGACAAAUGGAGUCGUCUCCUUCAAAGUCCACUUGUGUGAAACUGUAUCUGUGCUCCAACCCAGAGGACAGCGUGGUGGAGCGCAGAGCUCUGAGAGAGAGUGUGUUCCCCAAACUUAGAGAGCACUGCAGACACACACUGGGACUGGACGUCAGGGUGAUAGACCCGUUUGAGUGCAGUGAUCCCAGUCAUUGGCCAGAUGAAAACACCAGACAGCAGCUGAUUAAAGAAUGCAGAGAGAGCUCCGCAGGACCUUUUUUACUGGCUCUGGUCGGACAUAAGUAUGGCACCGCCGGCCUGCCCCCCCAGGUGGAGGUGUCGGAGUACCAGCUGCUGCUGCAGGAGAGUCAGCGGGCCGGCGUCAACACCCAGGACCUAGAGGGAGUCUACCAGAGGGACGAGAACACCCUCCCCCCCUCCUACUGCCUGACACCUCCACACAGCUGCUGUCCUCAGCAGGCAGAGGUUAAAGAUGAAGAAGAAGAGAUGAAGAUGAGGGCUAAAGAAGAAGAGCUGAGGAAGGUGUUUCAGACCACUGUGAGUUUGUGCCUCCAGAGCGGUCUGAUGAGCCCAGAGAGAGCCCACCGCUUCUACAGAUCAGCCCUCGACGCAGAUCUGCGAUAUGCUCUGGACAACGGUCCUCAUUAUGACAUCAUGAAGCGAUGCCUGGUUUACGUCCACAGGGUCGUCAACGCAGAAGGAGAGAGAGAGAAGAGAGGGAUGACGUCACAGCCAGAGGCUGCACUGCACACUUCACCCACUGAGGGACAAUUACUCUCAGAGCUUUGUGACAGCUUCCUGCCGGGUCUCGUCACUUCUUCCAAGCUUCCUGUCUACACCCUGGCUACAGAGUGUGACCCACGCCACGGUUACACCACAGCCAGGAGGCGGGGCUACGCUGCGGCUCUGUGCCAGCAGGUGUUCUCAGACCUCCUGGGCUUGAUUGACAGCUUGAAGGUCUCAGAGGGCGGAGAAGGUUCUCAGCUCAGUGAUGCUUUAACCAGAGAGCAGGAGGAGCUGUGUGAUGUCCUGUCACAAUUUUAUCAUGUCAUUCGGCCGGAGGAGGAGAAGGUCAGAGCCUUUGUGGAGCAGAACGAACAGCAGUGCCCUCUAGUGGUGACAGGAGGACCGUGCACAGGGAAGACAGUUCUGCUGGCACACUGUGCUCAACAGAUGAAGUCUUGGCUACCAGACUCUGAUCCUGUGGUGAUCACUUACUUUUGCGACCUGUCAGUCAACGCUUCCCCCAGGCCUCUGUUAUCCAGCCUGUGUUAUCAAAUCGGCAGCAGAUAUCACAGUGAAUCUUCCUCUGAGCAGAAUCUGAGCCAGCUGGAUGAUUCCAGCUGUAUCACUGACCUCAGAGACUACAGCUCCACCUGUAGCUCAACAUCCAACAUGUGUCUGGCUGAGCUUCAGGAGCGUUUCUCCUCCCUCCUCUCCUCCAUGCCGUCCUCCAAACAACCUCUAGUUCUGAUCCUCGAUGGCCUGGAUCACAUCCAAAACACCUCUGCAGCUGUGAUCAUGGGGAGCUUCCCAUCUCCUCUUCCUCCCAGCGUUAAACUCAUCCUCACAAGCUCCUCCAACCCAACACAAGUCCUGCAAACUGUCAACUGUGUGUCAGAGGAGUCAGGAUAUGUGUGUGUUCAGCUGGGAUCAGCAGACAGGAAACAGUGUUUGAAGAUGUUGGCGUCACUGCUGAGCAGCUCGGGGAGGAGGGUGACAUCAGGACAACAGGUGCUGGUGAAUCAGGCGCUGACUUCCUGUGGUCUGACUCUCUACGCUCGACUGCUGCAGCCACACACCUCGCUCUGGCUCUCUGAUUCCGAUGUGACCGAGUCGUCUCUCCCUGAUGCCGUUCAUUCAUCCAUUUCUGCGUUGCUGGAUCACCUCCAGCAGAAACACGGCUCCUCUAUUGUGGCCCGUUGUGUCUCCUACCUCACCCUCUCCAGGACGGGGCUCACUGAGGCCGAGCUCGCCGACCUGCUGUCCAGUGAUCACACAGUUCAUAACAAUGAGAGCCCAUCCUCCAGUGUGAGGGUCAUGCAAAUCGACGUGGAGAGACUUCUACUGGAUUUGAGGAGGUUUCUGAUCAGGAGGACAGUUGCAGGGUCACAUGUUUUGUUCUGGGUGAGCAGACACUUCAAUCUGGUGGUGGCUGAGAAGUAUUUAGGCGAGCAUGAGGUGAGGAAGGAGAUUCAUUCAGUGAUGGCGGACUAUUUCAGUGGCCGGCGGGCUUGUGCAGGUGAAACACCACUUCUUGUAAAGCAGAAAUCUGCACCAAACAAGGACACCAGGCAGAUAGAAAUAAACACAAACAGGCAGCCAUCAAGCCAGCCGUUUGUCUUCGUCUCUUCUGUGAAAGAGCUCGGCCGAGUGAACUUCAGGAAAGUCUUAGAGUUGCCGCAUCACUUACGAGAAAGCGACAAAUGGUGGGAGCUGGAGCAUGGUCUGUUGAUGUCUUUGAAGUUUCACCAGGCUAUGAUUCAAGCAGGUCUCCUGGGAGAUUUGGUAGCCAUGCUGGAGGGUGAAGAGGGGUCACCACAUGUCUGUUUGUCAAGGGAAAGACCACUCCUGGCAGGCAUAUUGAAGUCUUGUGCUUGCUUACUGCAGAGCUCACCGCUGCAGCUGCCCUCAGUGAUGGAAACCAGUCUCCUCCCUCAUCUGGAGGUUUUUCCUGCCCUCAAACGUUACGCCAGAGAGAUCAGACAGGAGAGGAGGAGAAGAGGAAGCGGAUUAGGAGUAGUGCUUUGCCCAGCUCCCUCCUCUGUUCCCUCCAUUCAAUGCGAUGCCAAAGCCAAGGAUGUUUCUGUCAGAGAAGCAGCUGCGACAGAGUGUGGGAUCGUAGCAGAGAUCAUGGACGACGGCACGGCUUGGAUCUGGAACGGCUCUGGGUGUGAUGUAGCCAAAGUGUCACUGAGCUGUGAGCAGAAAGAGCUUGAGUUUGCAGGAGUGAAGAGCAGCGGCCAGUUCAUGCUGCUUUCCACACAAUGCAACAAGCUUUUCCUGUGGGAUGUGAUGGGUCCAGAAAUGUUCCUGGAGCUGAAGGUAACUUUGAAAACAGCAAACAAAGUUGAUGGUUUCGCUGCAUAUCAGAAAAAGGUGUUUAUGUGGUGGAAGGAUGAGAGUUUUGUGAGCAUGUUUGAUGUCUCCGGUGACAUCUUGACUCAUUUCCAGUGUCAGAGCUGCGUGACCUGUUUGGUUUGCUCCUGUGAUGGCUUCUACAUGUACUGUGGCCAGGAGGAUGGUACUUUAUCCAUUUUUGACACCCACACCAGCAGCCUCCUCUGCUCCUGUUCAAACUCAAACCACAAUGCGGUUACAGCAAUGAUCUUGUGUGAAGAGAAGUGGGAGAUGGCCUGUGUUGACAGGACGGGGAGUCUAACCCUGUGGGAUGUGGAGGCCAAAAGAAACCCACCCAGACUUGUCACAGAAAUCUCUAGUGGGGGUGAACCUAAUGACAUCCUCAAUGUAGAUUACUCUCAUGAAAUCGACACUUUAUUGGUGUGUCAGUCCCACCAGGUGGCCAUGUGGGACACAUGCGACUGGGAGCUUUGGGACCGGUUCUUGGCUCCACGGGGGAGAGCCUUCACUCAGGCUUUGCUCUCCCCGGAUGGCCACCUUUUCCUGGCUUUAUUAGACGCCUGUCCCCUGGUGUUGGUGUGGAGAGUCAGCACCGGGGAGUGUGUUCUCACCUUAGAAACAAACAAACAGCCUCUUAAACUCCUCAAAACGUCCUCAGAUGCUGUUUGUGUGGCUUGUGACGGCUGCCUGACGGUGUGGGACUCAGGGAUGAUAGAUGCAGCAGGUACAGCUCCGAAAAUGGGGUGUGGAGUCAGAGACGUGGCAACUGAGCCAACAGGGGAGUGGUUCUACACCUCGGACGGGUCAGAGUCGGUGUGGAGAUGGAGAUUAGAAACAGGACUUCCACAUGCUAACUUCCUACACGACGGUCCUGUGGAAAAACUGCGUCUGUCUCCGGAUAACAUCCACCUUGUGACGCUCUCAGUAGGGGAGAUAUACGUGUGGCAGACGGAGACAGGUCAGAACAUCCUGCGGAUCAGCGGCAGCAGAGCGACACACGUGCUGAUCACCCCUAACAGUAACUUCGGGGUGAGUAUCUCUGAUCGGGGCUUGUCUCGGGUUUGGAAGCUGGCACAUGGGAGCAUCGUGUGCAGCAUCCACACGCACCUAUCUGACGCCCAGGUGUCUCCUGAGAGCACCUUCCUGAUCGGCCGUCGCCGUGGAGACCUGUUAGCUGCCAGUCUGUGGUCCGGCUCCAUCAGCAAGCGUUUCUCCUGCAUGGAAAGCUCCGAGCAUGUUGUUGCUUUCCACACACUCCCUGAGCAGCCAGACUUUGUGGUGGUGAUGGCCGCCUCAGGGGCCGUCUACACCUGGAAGGUAGCAGAGGAGACGGUGUGCAGGCACUUCCAGCUGCCUUCUACGUUUCACUGUCAGCCACAAGACUUCCACAUGUCCUCUGACGGAAGCUACGCCCUGCUGUCCACUGACAAUGAAGCCAUAAACCUCUUAGACUUAUCCCAUGUCAGACUGUGCUCCUUCAAGACCGAGGGUCCCGUCCUAAAAGCUUGUCUGGGUAAAACCGGAUGCUAUGCUGCCUACAUCUCCUGCCCUGCCACCACCCAGGAGAAAAGCUGCGUCUGUUUCCAGCACACGAGGUCUGUGCUCACAGUUGUACGACUUGCAGACGGGGAAAGAGUAGGAAGUGUGUGUCUGGGGAAGAAUCCACUGACUUUAGUGGUGUGUGAGGGGAAGUGUGUGUUUGUGGGAUUUGAAGACGGGUCUGUAGGUGUUUAUUCAGUUUUAGAUGUCACGAUCGACGGGGAGGAGUCAGUCAGGUGCAGAGAGAAUAUGAACAGUCGGGUGAAGCAAUGCUCCUUUGACAGAGCAUUCAGCUGGUUACCACUAGGGACACCUAAUAUUACAUGGCCUUAAGAUUCUUGAGUGUGCUUGAAAGAGCACACUGUAUACUCUCCACCAGGCUUAAUCCUAGAUUGUAUUCUUUCGUUUCUUCCGUGUUUUUUUCCGGCCGACUACUCCUCCCAGAGUUUUAGUCACACAUACACUAAAAAGGUAUCAAUUCAACCGGCUCGGCCAUGACAAGUGUGCUAGGACUUUUCUAAGGGCUUCGGCAAACGGUUUUCAAAUUAUUCGCCAAAAACACGCCAAAAAAUCCCCCCAGUGUUACCCUAUGGAGGGGCUAGAGUGAAUGAAAUCAUCGCUAGAGUGCAGAGGGAAAAAAAAUGUGUCAAAAAAUAAAUUUGGAAACUGCGCUCAAAGCCGCAAAUGCCACUCUACAGAAUUAAUUUAGACAUAGAAACAGGAAAAUUGGUCUUCUCACUCACAUUGGUCUGCUAAAGCUGACAGAGUUAUAGUUUGGGUGUAGGAUGCACAGAUGAUCCAUCAAC
Molecule: messenger RNA, 5496 nt
Organism: Centropristis striata (black sea bass)
Lineage: Eukaryota; Metazoa; Chordata; Actinopteri; Perciformes; Serranidae
Product: NACHT and WD repeat domain-containing protein 2
Exons: 10
Coding region: 77-5023 (1648 amino acids)
Molecular function (GO): protein binding
Source: RefSeq, a predicted model, not a curated record